This is a messenger RNA of Protopolystoma xenopodis, 518 nucleotides long. The record is from the annotation of a GenBank genome assembly. NCBI's taxonomy places the organism in Eukaryota, Metazoa, Platyhelminthes, Monogenea, Polystomatidea, Polystomatidae.
UGAUGGACCUAACUAGACCACCUGCUCUUCUCCGCCAAAUUGGGAUGUACACUAAGUGUGCGCAUGAACAUGAAUCAAGGGAUCCCAUUAUUUCAUAUUAUUGCCGUUUAUACGCAGCCCAAAAAGGGAUGGAGUUAGACAAAAAGUCCCCUGAAUCUAAAGCUUUCCUGAAUGCAUUGAUGGAUAAUCUCGAUGUCUUAAAAGAAAAGCAUAAAAACAGCGAAGCAAUUAUCAGCGAUACGGUUGGGCAGGCGCAUAUAGAGCAAUAUGCACUGAAGCUGCUGGAUUUUGCUUACAAAAAAGAUAUGUCCGAGGACUUCGGGCCUUCCACUAUUAAGUCAUUUUAUACUGCUGGUAUCUUAUUGGACGUCGCAGGACUCUUCGGCGAAGUUGGAGAUGAGAUUGAAAAGGCUAGAAAAUAUGCGAAAUGGAAAGCAAUAUAUAUAACCCAAUGCCUAAAAAAUGGUGAACAGCCUGUCUCAGGGCCCUUGACAGGCGAAGGUGCUGCAGAAGCUCCA